This is a messenger RNA of Penicillium cosmopolitanum, 2988 nucleotides long. Its product is annotated as DNA ligase (ATP) DNL4. The transcript is spliced from 6 exons. Lineage: Eukaryota; Fungi; Ascomycota; Eurotiomycetes; Eurotiales; Aspergillaceae. Bases 1 to 2988 code for a protein of 995 amino acids. Gene Ontology annotation, biological process: double-strand break repair via nonhomologous end joining; DNA recombination; DNA biosynthetic process. The record is from RefSeq and is a predicted model, not a curated record. Gene Ontology annotation, molecular function: ATP binding; DNA ligase (ATP) activity; DNA binding. Gene Ontology annotation, cellular component: DNA ligase IV complex.
AUGGAUUCCGACGAGAUCGUGCCAGAUAAUCCCCAAAAUGUGGGCGAAGAUCUGGAUGAAAAGUAUCCAAAUCGGCCCCAUAACCGCGCCCCAACGUUUGCAUUCCACGAGCUCUAUCUUAAUCUGUUCAACCCUCUCAGUGAAAUCAAGAAGAAACCUGCGGGCUCAAAUCUAGCUCGUCGAAAGGCUGGGCCUCAUGGAAAAGGAGCAGCAGGCCUCAGUCCGUUCGAGCUCCGCCGUGAUAUUAUCAUUCGCUUCAUCGCACGCUGGCGCAAAGAUGUCGGCGACGACAUUUACCCUGCAUUCAGACUCAUUCUUCCAGAUAAAGACAGAGAUCGUGCCAUGUAUGGUAUGAAAGAAAAGGUCAUCGGGAAGAUGCUGGUGAAGAUCAUGAAAAUCAACAAGGAAUCAGAAGACGGCCAGACUCUUCUGAAUUGGAAGCUUCCAAGCCAAACCACAGGGCGUAUGGCGGGAGACUUUGCAGGACGGUGCUAUGAAGUUCUCGUGAAGCGGCCGCUGCGGACAGAGCCAGGUUCCUUGACGAUCGAGGAAGUCAACGAGAAGCUGGACAAGCUCUCAAUCGCCUCAAAAGAAGAGGAGCAAACGCCUAUUCUAGCAGAGUUCUACAAGAAAAUGAAUCCGGAAGAGCUCACAUGGCUUAUUCGUAUCAUUCUACGACAGAUGAAGGUUGGGGCUACGGAGCGCACCCUGUUCCAUGCAUGGCACCCAGAUGCUGAGAGUUUGUACAACAUUUCCAGCAGCCUGCGGCGCGUAUGCUGGGAGUUGCAUGAUCCGAAUAUCAGACUCGAGGGAGAUGACCGUGGCAUUGCUCUAAUGCAAUGUUUCCAGCCUCAACUAGCCCAAUUUCAAAUGCACUCGUUUGACAAGAUGGUCGCUCGGAUGCAACCAACCGAGGAAGAUCAAGUCUUCUGGAUCGAGGAGAAGAUGGACGGUGAACGCAUCCAGCUCCAUAUGGCGCCUGAUGACUCUGUCCCGGGAGGCCGGAAAUUUGCAUUUUGGUCCCGCAAAGCCAAAGAUUAUACCUAUCUGUACGGGAAUGGCCUUCACGAUGAAAAUGGUGCGCUGACUCGGCAUUUGAAAGAUGCAUUUGCGAAUGGAGUGCGAAGUGUUAUUCUUGAUGGAGAAAUGGUUACUUGGGACCCUGAGCAAGAUGCUCUCGUUCCAUUUGGUACUCUGAAGACUGCGGCGAUAGCGGAGCAACGCAAUCCUUUCUCGAAAGGGCCGCGACCCUUGUACCGCGUAUUUGAUAUCCUGCACUUGAAUGGCGCGGAACUGACCAAAUAUACUCUCCGCGACCGUCGUAAUGCCUUGCAAAAAGCCCUUCAACCAGUUCAUCGUCGAUUCGAAAUUCUCCCUUAUGAAGAAGCGACUACAGCAGCAGAGGUAGAAACGUGUCUGCGCAAGGUCGUUGCAGAGGCGUCUGAAGGUCUUGUUCUCAAGAACCCUCGAUCGCCCUAUCGUCUCAACGAGCGUCAUGACGACUGGAUGAAGGUCAAGCCAGAUUACAUGACUGAGUUCGGCGAGUCUCUUGACCUUAUCGUGGUCGGGGGUUAUUAUGGCCAAGGUCGCCGCGGUGGCUUCCUAGCGAGUUUUCUUUGUGCUUUACGCGUCGAUGACAACGAGUCUUCGCAGAAUACAGAUUCCUCGAAAUUCUGGUCAUUUUGUAAGGUUGGAGGAGGAUUUACUGCUGCUGACUACCAAGAAGUCCGCCACAUUACAGAUGGAAAGUGGAACAAAUGGGACCCCAAAAAGCCACCUACACACUUGAUAGAGUUGGCUGGGGGUGAUUCCCAGAAUGAACGACCUGAUAUGUGGAUCAAGCCAAGCGAUUCUAUUGUUCUUUGUGUGAAAGCAGCCUCUGUCACCCAAAGUGACUCAUUCCGCAUGGGGAUGACAGUGCGUUUCCCACGCUUCAAGACGCUACGCAAAGACAAGAACUGGAAAACAGCUCUUUCAGUCCAGGAGUUUUUGAACCUCAAAUCAAAUGCCGAGCAGGAACAGCAGGAGAAGCAAUUUGAUGUCGAUAACUCUCGGAAGAAGCGUCUUAAGCGGGCAACGAAAAAGCCAUUGAAGAUUGCUGGAUAUGACGGAGAGAGCAAUGUACAAUACUCAGGCCCCUCGGGCCAUGUGUUUGACAACUUGAACUUCUUUGUGAUGACCGAGUCAACUUUCCCCGAAAAGAAGUCCAAGGCGGAGCUAGAACAAUUGGUCAAAGCCAACGGAGGCAGGAUCUACCAAACUAACACUGCCGCUCUAGAUACAAUCUGCGUCGCAGAGAGAAGAACGGUCAAGGUGGCGUCUUUGCAGAAAGUCGGCGAUACCAACAUCAUCAGACCAUCCUGGUUAAUUGACUGCGUGAAGCAGAAUGUCAAAGAUGUUGGACUACCUGAUUUGAUCCUUCCUUUUGAGCCAAGACAUAUGUUCUUCAUCAUGGAAGACCGGGCUGAAGAGAUCAAUAUCAAUGCAGACUGUUUUGGUGACAGUUAUGCCCGUGAUACCAGCGUCGAAGAGCUCAAGGAGAUUCUUCAGCAAAUGGGAACUGUCAAGCAGGAAGCGGCUCCUGUACUCGAUGCAUCCACAUCGCAAAGAAUCGAGGCUCGGAUCCAAGAAAAGGUCAAUUCAGGGUACACAGCACCUUGCGGGUGGCUUUUCCGUGGUCUAUCGUUCUUCUUCUCGCCAGUCAAUCAGACAAAUGGAGAGGAUGAUGGAAUGAUAUCACUUGACCUAACUCUCGAGCUCUUACAAAAUACCGCUAGUUUUGCGGGAGCAAACAUCGCCACCUCUCUGGAAGCCCCCGGUAUCACCCAUGCCAUUGUGAAUUCAGAGACCGCAUCCCCGGCGAAGUUAGACUCUUUGCGAAAGUCGGUGGCUGCUCUGCCGGGCCGCAAAGUGCCACAUCUAGUCACCUCCAAGUGGGUUGAAGAGAGCUGGAAAAAUGGUACUCUGUUAGACGAAGAGCGUAAGUGA